Molecule: messenger RNA, 1065 nt
Organism: Drosophila gunungcola (fruit fly)
Lineage: Eukaryota; Metazoa; Arthropoda; Insecta; Diptera; Drosophilidae
Exons: 7
Coding region: 106-810 (234 amino acids)
Source: RefSeq, a predicted model, not a curated record
UUGGCCUUGUUUCUUCCAGCCUAAUAAAAUAUAUUUUUAUACUAUUGCUUGACAAAGUUGCGUAAUUUAAUAAGUUUUCAAGGAAUCAAUUAUAAUUCAUAGGAAAUGGUGUUUGGAACCAGAGAGUGGAAUUUUCCUAAGGAUAACCUUUUAAGGAUGUGUUUCCUUAUUUCUGCAUUUGAACUAUUGCGUUCGCUUUAUUUCUCAUUUAGUUCGGUUACUGUGAUGAUAUCGCAUACGAAUUAUUAUACCAUAAUAGCUUUUCUGAGCACUGUAGCUUGGAUUUUGACCGUUAUUGGACUCUUUGUGGGUUUAUCGAUGAGUUGUUCAACUCUUCUUGUAUUUUGGUUACUUUUUUCUGGGUUUGCCACUGUCACGGAUAUUAUUUUCUUGAUUUGGAAUGUAACGUCUUCUCCCAUUUUCGAUGUGGAUCAUUUUAAGCAUUGGACUAUUUCGUAUUUGGGAAUUUUUUAUGAGUGCACUUGUUUGUACUUAGUAUUUAGAUAUUUCCAGAGGCUGUGUUCCUAUUGUCUUCUGGAAGGCUGCAACUAUGGUUUUAUCUCUAAAGUAACACAGAAGACUGUCACAGAGACGCUGAAACAGAGACAAUUUUUACAACUUCAAGCACAAAUACUACUGAAAAUAAAACUGAAGAUUAUUAAGCUUAUUUGGAGAAAAUCAAGAAUAAGCACAAAAUUUUCCAUCUACUUUACGAUGCCUUCGAGGACAAGAGCUAGUCACGUUGCCAACGGGGGACCAGGACCAGGACAAUCCAAUCUACAGGGCCUGCUGACAAAACAAAUGCCAUAAAUGAGGAGCAGGCAGAUGGUCGCACAAAACUUGUCAUAUCUUUGUCGGCAAAGGCGGGUUGUGUGAUUUUUUUGGGAGUCCUCUAAUAGUGAAGGUCAAAGAACAUAAAUAAAAUAGCUCAUUGAUUAACAGGCAGCCAAGACCCUCCCCCCACCUUCACCUCCAGCUCCUCCUCAUGGCAAGUACGUGCUUAUCAUCAUUAUAGCUUUGAUUUAGUAGACAACAUUCCCAAUGAUGUGAUGAACCUGAGCUGGG